CUAGACGGAGCGGUCUCAAGUCGUGCGUUUGGACUUAUUUUAAAAGGCAUUUCGUUUAUAUUAUUCAUUACAGUCCGUUUUAUUUCGUAAAAUAGAGUUUGCAUGCUUCUGUAACGCAUUCGACUAUAUCGUUUGUCUGCAUUUUGCACUUUGAUCAUUUGCUGCAGUGAGACUAUUAUCUCCAUCAGCAUCCAUUCAACCUUACUCAUCAAUCACUAAUACUCUUAACUUGUAACACAAGGAGUUGGAUGUGGAUAUUGCCGUGUCGUUUGGUUGCAAACCACAAUUAGCCUUUAAAACCAAGCCGUUAACUGUUUGUAGAGUCAGGCACAAGCUCGUGUUCAUGCCCGAUCUGCAGCGCUUCAGUUUUCCGUACCGUAGUAUGAAUUCACCUCUCCAUCAUCAGCAUCAGCAUCAACUGCAGACACCAGAAGGACCUGGACAUCCCGAUUCCCCGUCCGGUUUGCUCCCCGAGGCUGCCGACCAAUCUUCUUUUUUCCUUGGAGAUCCUACUGGAUUCGGAUUUGGCCCAGUCGGCGUCUCCCAAAGCGCACUUGACUUUACAGGAUCUCACAGUGGGUUACCUUACCUGCAUUUCAAUCCCUCCCUUCACUGGUCCCAACCUCCCCCUCCUACUGCCAUGGCACUGAGAAACGACCUGGGCUCCAACAUAAGCGUGCUGAAGACCCUAAAUCUGCGGUUCCGAUGCUUUCUGGCUAAAGUGCAUGAACUUGAAAGACGCAAUAAGAUUUUGGAGCUUCAGCUACAGCAGGCCUUGGACAGUAAUAAAUCGGUUGGAUGCGUAGAGGACGGAAGGACCAAAGACGUCGGUGUCCAAACUGGGUUUGUUGGCCCUAUUCCUGUCCGGCCCGGGUCAUUAUCCCUCCAAAACACCAACAACUCUGCCAAACGUCCCACUACUUUGUUCAUGCCUUCUCUCACAACGGUUCUCAAACUGGAACCCAAUAAAGUUGACGACGAGAGCGUCUGUUCUGAUCCUAAAUCAAAAAGAAACCCAACUAUCAAAGUUAGUGUCUGCACACCCACCACCGAAUCCGCCUCGGCAAAUACCAACAACUCCAAUAACAGCCCACAUGUAAGCAAAGUUGGCGCCUGGACCUCUACCAAUCCGCCGCCACGGUUCCUCCCGGGCACUAUCUGGUCCUACAGCCACACCCGUAAACUGGGAAGCGGGUCAGAGACUCGGGUCACCAGUCCUGGGGUGUCGUGGGUUCACCCGGAUGGAGUCGGUGUCCAGAUAGACACUAUAACCCCGGAGAUCAGAGCACUUUACAAUGUCCUGGCUAAAAUCAAAAGGGAGAGGGACGAGUACAAACGAAGAUGGGAGGAGGAAUACACUAUGAGGAUGGACAUGGAGCAGAGAGUCAGUGAUCUACAGGAGGAUCUACAGGAGAGUGAAGUUUGUCAGGAUGAGUUAGCCCUCAAAGUGCAACAGCUGAAAGCUGAACUUGUGCUCUUUAAAGGACUCAUGAGCAAUAACCUGUCUGAGCUGGACAGUAAGAUCCAGGAGAAGGCCAUGAAGGUGGACAUGGAUAUCUGCAGACGCAUUGACAUCACUGCUCGCCUGUGCGAUGUCGCCCAACAAAGAAACUCUGAAGAUCCGAUCAAGAUCUUUAAGGUUCCUAGCCCUCAGAACGCAAUCACCUCUCGUGCCCGUAAACAAGCCUGUCAGCCUGCCACUGGCAGCGAGACAGAUGAGCCAGUCAGCACUUCUGAGAGUGAUGGAGGUUGUGUGAGAGAAGAUGAAGUGUGCCCUCCUUCAACCUUUCAGAUCAAUGAGGAGAUGCAGAGAAUGUUAACUCAACUGCGUGAGUGUGAGUUUGAGGAUGACUGUGACUCCCUGGCCUGGGAAGAGACUGAGGAGACGCUCCUCCUGUGGGAGGAUUUCCCAGGAUGCACUUUAACAGCAGACACAAGUCAGGGUGAAGAAGAGAGUUUGGAGAAGGUGAUAAAAGACACAGAGUGUCUGUUCAACUCCAGGGAGAAAGAAUAUCAGGACACUAUAGGCCAGAUAGAGUUGGAGUUGGCCACAGCAAAAUCAGACAUGAAUCGUCACUUGCAUGAAUACAUGGAGAUAUGCAGUAUGAAGAGAGGGCUGGACGUACAAAUGGAGACCUGCAGAAGACUCAUCACCCAGAGCGGAGACAAUAAAUCCAGUUCGCCUGUUCCUGGAGCAAGUGCAGAUGUAAAUGGAGACACAGAGAGGGAUAAAUCCGAGGAUGGAGGAAGAUAAUAGUGAUGAAAUGUAUCUGCAGGAGGCAUUAGUAAAAUGAAAAGAGCCCCUUUUGUCCUCACAGCAGGCAACAUCUGACCGAUAUCAACCUUCUCGUGUUUUUGCAUUGUAUCUGGUCGCUGCCUCUAGUGGUGAUGAAUGAAAUAACAUUACAUUUUACAUUUACGCAUUUGUCAGACGCUUUUAUCAAAAGCGACUUACAUUGCAUUAUCCUAUACAUUUUUGUUUCUAUGUAUGUGCAAUCCCCUAAGAUCGAACCCACGAACAGUGCCAUGCUCUUACCACUGAGCUACAGGAAAGCAUCAAGUGCGCUCACUGCUCAACACAAAAAAACACAUGUUCACACUGACAUGUUCACUCUGUGAUAUUUUUCCUUGUGGUUGCGCAGCAGAGCAGCACGGCAGUUUUCACACCUACAUACGUGUCAUUGUGCCUGUGUCCUUUUGCUGAUUGUCUUUCUAAUCUGAUUUCAUCGUUUGUCUGCUAACGGGUAUCAUUCAUGUUUUCCGUCUCGUCCUCUAAAGGUCUGAGUCACCGUAUUGUCAGCAGCGAACACAUUACCUUUGAUUGCGGAUGUCGAAUGGGUUCUCAUAAAGUUUCCGUUUCCUAGAGACUCAGAGCAGUUAAGGGGACAUUUGUUAAUCUAUGGUUUCAGCAUGUGCCAUUACGUGCCGCUGUGUGCUGUGGGUCGGUAGGUGUUGUGCUUCCUGUCUGACCCUCUGUAAAUACUAGGCUGUUAAUGCAGGUGAGAGGCAGCGGUUUUCCUGCAACUCGAACCGCAAAUUCAUAAGAAAUUUGUGAUAUUUGACGUGCUAAAAGGAUUGUGCUGAUGCCUGGCUGCUUUGGAGUCUGAGCUCAUGUGUGACUUCCUCUCAUGCGAGUGGAAAACAUGAGUGAUCAGUGAGAUCAUAGGAGUGAAGUUUGAGGAUGUUUUGGCUCGAUGUCUAAGAUAAGCGUUAACCAUGUAAACCGCUUUGUUAUUUCCUUUUUACACUGCCCCCAGUUUACUUCGUCUUGGAUGUAAUUUAUGUUGAGCUUUUGUAUCAGGAGCCGGAUUCAGAAGGAAAUUGGCAAUGCAACGCAAUGGUUGCCAUGUGAUUGUAUUGUGAAUUACAGUAGCGAUACGUUUUACAUUUGCCUUUUUUAGUUCAUGCAUUCUCUGGGAAUCGAAGCCCUGACCUUGGUGUUGCUAGCGCUAUUCUUUGGAACAGCAACAGCGUGUUUAUUUACUACAAUAGGUUCACAGGUUUCUUUUUCAUCAGCAUUUAAAUUCAUUUCAGCAUUUUAAGCUCAUUAUCAUCUCAGUUUGAGGUGGUUUUGGUCGUUUUUUUUUAAGUGCGCAGCUACAAAACCUUGGAGUCGUCACAGACUUUCUUUCAAUAGUGAUCAGUCUCCUUUAUUCUCCAGAAAUAUUUGUGUGUAAAAAUGUACCAAAAAUGUAUAUUUCUGACAAUACCAGUGCAGAGUCAUAAAGUAAAUUUUCACAGUGUUUUGACGUUUCAGUUCCCCAAUCCCCACUAUAACUUGUAUUGGCAUUUUGAGAUGAUGAUGAUGGGUUUGGUCUACUGUAGAAUGAUUUUUUGAGAAAUUCAAAGGAUUAGAAAAACCAGUGUCUAAUCGGCUAUUUCUAAUAAAACACCCACAUGUUUUAAAAGAAACUGGCAAACCGACAUCACGUUGGCUUUGAUGGUCAUGCACAUCUUUAGUCAAAUAGGGAGUCUAAGCGUAAGCCACUGCAUGACUUCAGGGACAAAAGCUUAAUUCUGUUGAAUGAGUCGGACAGAAACGUUUCGAGUGCCAAAUGUGAAAUUAAGCCUUUAGGAAAGAUUCUUCACACAGUAAAAAUGAAAAACCUCAUGCUUUUAAAAACAUGGUGCUGUGCAUCCAGCUUGAACAUUUCCAUUCUAGAAAAACAAAUCAAAGAGUGAAAGCUUUAAUAAAUGUAUGUACAGUACAUAUCACUUUAUAAAAUGAAACCGAACAGAGCAUGAUCUUGUGUUAUGAACCAUCAUCAGGUUGUUUUUCUCUUUAUCACAUUUUAUUAUUUGCACACUGACUGCAUUGUAUGUCUGCUUUAGGUUUUUCCCUUUAACCACACUGAAAUUCUGCAAGUUUGGCUUAAUUUAAUAAUUUUAUCAUGAAGGUAUUUCCAAAGCUGAUUUUAGUGUUUAAAAUCUAAGAAUAGAUGUGUCAACAGAGACAACUAAAGUCGUUCUAAUGGUUAGUCUACAAAAUUAGUUAAAGUCCCCGUGAAAUUUAAAAUGACAGUUCUUAAUUUUUCAUGAAAUAUUGCAGCGUUUAUAGUACAUAGCUUAUCAAUGUGGGUCAUUUUCUUUUAAAAAUUCAUAUACCCUCAUAAUCUUUAGUUAAAAUCUGAAAAUGCACUUCCGCCCUGAAAUGACGAUCCAUCUCAAAUGACGUAAAUUAGACGGAGUGGCCGGAGCAUCCAUUAACUCCUCCCCUUCAACUGUAAGUCUGCUGCCAGUUUCAUUUCCAAAUCAAUGCAACAGCUGUUCUUACACUUCCAAUCAAUUCACAGUAAAAAACGCAAGCCACGCCCACAAAUGUUCUCCUUUCAAAUUCCUUUUCCAUCUGAAAUGUGUCGUAAGUAGAAACGAUUGGAACUUCCCGUUCACGGGGGCUUUAGAGGAAAAAUCUAAGGUGACCUUUGACCUGUGAGUUAUUAUUACAAUGUUAAGGUUUGAUUUUGAAGAACGUUUUUUGAGAACUGAAAAUUGCUGAAUAGUAUAUUGAAUUUGUUUUGUGAAAUUGCUUUCUAAAGAGUUUUCUCUCAAGGUCUCCUAUAAGAAGCACUGUAAACAACUGAGCCAUUGUUUAAAAUCUUUAAUCAUAUAUAAUUGUUAUUCGUUUUCCAGCACUGAGCUGAACCGUGUGUAAGACUAAUGUAUGCAUGUGUACAUGUAUGAAGCGCACUACAGGAUUCUGCGAUGAGUACAAUUUUUUUUCCACAGCGAUUUACUUCUUGUUUGUUGCUAUAACAAGCUUUAAAACUUGAGAAUUUUCUUAACAAUACGAUUUGCAUUGUGACCGCAAAUCUGAUCUUAUAGAAAGGACAAUAAUAUUCAGUCAGGGAAAUUACUCAUUUGAACUGACUAUAUUUUCCUUUGUUAAAUGUCUUUGAAAACCUGCAGAUUUGCAGUGGCUACAAACAACGAGUAAAUUCCACACAAUACCUUCACUAGAAUACUAACUGAAGUUGGAAAAAUUGAACACGUGCUUAGAAAGAAUGCUUAUUUGCAAUAACAGUAUGAAUGCUCUGAGGCUGUAUCCCAGAGAGAGAGAAUAUUGUAUGCUCAAACGCUGGCUAUGCAAGUCCUGUACCCUGACAAGAUAAACACUACAUUUAAAGGUCUCACUUGAGACUCUUGGAGCUUAGUAGAUUCUGGAAGAAAGCCUUAAUGUUGUCAGAGACAUAACAUCCCCGGGUCAUUCUGAAACAUUUCACAGGAAUGAAUCUUAACUUGUUCCUACUUUGGAAUUGUGAUAAAGGAAAUGUUUUGUGUCAAUGGAGCUUAUUACCUCUGAAGGGUUUCUCUUUAAACGUACACAUGUGCCUUUGUGGUCGUGGGUCUAGUCAUGUAUGUAAAUUACAUCAUGACAUGAUUUGAGCAUUGAUGAAGUAAUGUCUACAAGUAUUUUUCGAGAAAUUGUCUUGGCUAACUAUGUAAAAUGUUUUAAAAACAAAUUGUGAUUGGCAAGCAUUACUUCCACUGGUAACCUCCUGAGAAAGCUUCUUAUUGCAAGCGUAUAUUUAGAGUCGGGUAAACUAACUGUUUGUUAUUUUUAUUGUUUUAUUUUUAUCAUUAUAUGUGUAUUAAUCAUGACCUCUUGUUAAGGGGCUCAACCAUUAAUUGUCAUGGUAGACCCCAAACUCUUACACCCGUGGUCUAAGACGUUUAAGCUGUUUCGUAAGUCCGGCUCUAGUUAUGCGCUUCUAUAUUUAAACACAUUCAAAAGAAGCCAUUACCAAGGAGGAAGAAAGACCCAGAAAGUUGCAACGGCGCAUGUGGUUUGCGUUCCAUUAAAAGAGUAGCAGGACUAUAUGUAUAUAUAUAUAUAAAUAUGUAUCUAACCAAAAGCAGAACAGGAAUUGCUCGCUUUAAUGCAAGUGUACAGACAGACUGGAGCUUCAAAACAUUUCAAAAUAAAGGUU
This is a messenger RNA of Triplophysa dalaica, 6428 nucleotides long. It is a transcript of the gene iffo1b, whose product is annotated as intermediate filament family orphan 1b. The record is from RefSeq and is a predicted model, not a curated record. Bases 344 to 2254 code for a protein of 636 amino acids. NCBI's taxonomy places the organism in Eukaryota, Metazoa, Chordata, Actinopteri, Cypriniformes, Nemacheilidae. The transcript has 9 exons.